Molecule: messenger RNA, 2910 nt
Organism: Cotesia glomerata
Lineage: Eukaryota; Metazoa; Arthropoda; Insecta; Hymenoptera; Braconidae
Exons: 2
Coding region: 1-2910 (969 amino acids)
Biological process (GO): proteolysis
Molecular function (GO): aspartic-type endopeptidase activity
Source: RefSeq, a predicted model, not a curated record
AUGAACAACAUGAGCUUAGACACGAUCAAGGAGCGUAUCCGUCAGCAGAAAACUCUAUCUAAGACUCUGCUUGACACUGUUAAUGAACUAAAGAAUGGAAAUGGACAACGCCACUCCAUCAUCAGCAUCGAAGAACAGAAACAAAAGCUAAAGGAAGACUGGGGAUUAUUUUCAGUUUCUCAUGAUGAGAUUGAGCAAUCCAGAGAUCGUCUGCACAGUAACGAACGAAGAGAACUCCGCCACAAUUCCUACUGUCGUCACAAUUUGUAUCAGCAAGUCCAACAGGGUUAUUUGGAAGCCUUGGAGACGAUAAUUCUGCGCCAAGAGAGUUUGCAGCGACAAUCAUCUCUAGAACCGCCAGCGCAAACCGUAGCGAGUAAAGUGGUGGUCCCUCAAGCACAUGUCAAGCUUCCUAGGCUUCCAUUAAAAACCUUUGAUGGUUCAUUAUUAGAAUGGCUACCUUUCAAAGAUUUCUUCGUUUCGUCAAUCAUCAGCAGCCAGUCUCUCGACGACGUUGAGCGACUACAUUAUUUAAAAUCCAGCCUCACUGGAUCAGCAGCUCAAUUCUUAAAAAACACGACUCUGGUAGCCGAGAACUUCAAGAAAUCGUGGGAAGCUCUGGUGUCAUUUUACGAAAAUAAGCGUCUCUUGACCAACGCUUCCGUGAACGCUCUAUUCUCACUCAAAUGCAUGUCGAAGGAAUCUGCCUCGGAACUAGAAGCAUUGUAUUCUUCUGUCACUCAACAUUAUCGUAUGUUGGAAACUUUAGAACGUCCAGUUCAUCAUUGGGAUGACAUCUUGGUCUUCAUCACUGUCCAACGUCUCGAUUCAGAAACCGUAAAGGCCUGGGAGUAUCAUCUAGGGUCAUCAAGAGAACCUCCUACGUGGAAGAAGCCCGUUCACGCCUACCACGCUUCAGGUGCUGCUCAACAGCAACAGACGUGCAUUUUGUGUCCAGAGAAACACUACAUUACAAAAUGUCCCACUUAUCAACGCGCGACUGAAGCUCGACGUGUUGAGAUAAUAGCCGAGCAUAAGUUAUGUUACAAUUGUCUAGGACAUCAUCGAGCAGCCUUGUGUAAAUCAACGAAAAGAUGUAUCAGAUGUGGUAGAAAACAUCAUACAACGAUUCACGAAGUUAGUUCCAUCACGAAAGAUAAGGAUAACAUUUCAAAGCAGCCUCUUCAAGCCCAUUGUGAUACAUCAAGAAAAACUACACCCAACUCUAUUACUCUACUAGCCACAGCUCAGGUCAUCGUAUGUUCAGAUUCUGGAUAUAAUCUGACUGCAAGAGCUUUAGUGGAUCCUGGGUCACAAAUAUCCUUCAUCUCAGCCAGGCUGGUCCAGCAAUUACACUUACCAAAGAAAUCAUCAUAUAUUCCUUUAAUAGGAAUUGGAGCGACCAAAGUUGGAAAGACUCAAGGACUAGUUUCUUGUUUCCUCAGAUCAAAAUCAAAUUCAAUCAAAGUUUGCCAUUUUUCUGCUCAUGUUUUGCCAAAACUGACAGCGUCCAUUCCAAUUAUUGGAACAGAUUAUCAGCAGUGGCCUCACUUAAAGGAGUUGACGUUAGCUGAUCCUACUCAGUCUCCAGGUCCCAUCGAUAUCAUCAUCGGAGCUGAUUAUUACGGACAAAUACUCGAAGAUGGACUCAAGCAAGGACCAGCUAAUACUCCAACUGCUCAGAACACGAUAUUUGGUUGGAUAUUGUUUGGACCAUGUGGCAACCCCAACAUAGAGCCUACAGCACAUCAGAGUUUUCAUACGACCAUCGAUCAAGAGUUGUAUGAUCUAAAUCAUCGUUUUUGGCUGCUAGAUGAAAUACCACAAGUUAAUCAACUACUGUCACCUGAUGAGCAAGCGUGUGAAGAUCAUUAUAAAUCAACUGUACAACAAGACCCCCAAGGAUUAAGCUACAUCGUAAGACUUCCUUUUCAAAGUCCAGCCAACUCUCUUGGACGAUCCAAAGACGCUGCCAACAGGAUGCUUAAUCGAAUAACCAAGAAAAUGGAAACUGAACCCUCUUACAAGGAAGCUUAUACUAAGUUUCUCACGGAAUAUGAAUCAUUGGGACACAUGCAAGCGAUUCCUACCGCUGACCCGGAGCCAGAACCAGUGUAUUAUCUUCCUCAUCAUGGAAUAUUGAGAGGAAGCAGUCUGGCUACCAAAUUUCGCGUUGUGUUUAAUGCAUCAAACAAAACUACGUCUGGAGUUUCAUUAAAGGAUCUUCUGCAUACUGGUGCGAAGCUUCAAAGGGAUUUGUUUGAAGUCUUAAUCUGGUUUCGACUCUUCCAAUAUGUCUUCACUUCGGAUAUAGAGAAGAUGUAUCGACAAAUCAAGAUUCAUCCAGACGAUUGGAAUUUUCAAAGGAUUUUAUGGUUAGAUCAUCAAUACCGUAUCAUCCAAUAUCAUUUAACCACUGUAACCUACGGGAUUUCAGCCGCUUCUUUUCUUGCCUUGCGCACUAUCUUACAACUCAUCCGUGAUGAAGGAUCCAAAUACCCCAAGGCGGUUCCAGUGCUACUUUCUGGACGGUACGUUGUUGAUGUUCUCGGAGGAGCAGAUACAAUAAAAGAAGCUAAAGAAACAGCGAAGCAAGUCAACGAAUUGUGCAUGGCGGGCGGCUUUCCGUUACAGAAAUGGCUCAGCAACCACAAGGAAGUCCUCCAAAGCAUUGACUCCAGUAAGCAUCUAUUUUCUACCACUGUUUUUCUGAAUCCAGAGUCUGAUAUCCACAUCCUAGGAAUGUCGUGGAAUUCAGUGACAGAUACCUUUCAUUUUCCUGUCUUCAAGCCCGCUGAAAAGGUAUUCACUAAGCGAUCUAUCCUUUCCACGAUUGCUCAUCUGUUUGAUCCAAAUGGCUUACUGUCACCAAUCAUGAUCACUGCGAAACUCAUCAUGCAAAAGCUGUAG